AUAACUCCAAAUUGAGUAUACAAAAACUCAUUAAGUCAUUUCUGUCGCUUAAAACAUGACGAUUUACCAAAACAUUACUGAAAAUGCAGAGGAGAAAACCUACGAGCGAUUGUUUUGCUCUCAGGAAAUAACAGCAGGAAUACGCGGUUAUCUGAUAUUUAUUUCGGCGUUCAAUGUUUUGCUGGCCAUUUGUUCAUCUCUGGGGAAUAUUCUGAUCCUGAUUGCCCUUCACAAAGAGACUACUCUUCACGCGCCGUCCAAACUAUUUCUCCGAUCCCUGGCUACAACUGAUCUCCUCGUUGGUGUCAUUUCUGAGCCUCUUACCAUAACUUACUGGAUGUCCGCGGUGAGAAAGCGACAGGAUGACUGCUACAACGCAUUAUUUACCAGCUUUAUAGCAAGCUAUCUUCUCUGCGGCAUGUCUUUGUUAACACUGACUGCAAUAAGCGUGGAUAGGCUGCUCGCCUUGACAUUAGGGCUGAGGUACAGACAAGUUGUGACUGUGAAAAAGGCGUGCGCGUGUGUCAUCAUGUUCUGGAUUGUUUCCAUUACCUGCUCAGCAAUGUAUGCGCAGAACGUCCGAAUAACAAUAUGGUAUAGCCAUAUAGUUAUACCAGUAAGCUUCUUCACCUCAGUUUCGUCUUAUACAAAGAUUUUUUGGGAACUCCAUCGCCAUGAAAGGCAGGUACGCGGCAACAUCAUUCAGCGAGAGCAAUCUAGCAACUCGAGUUCCGCUCCACUGAACAUAUCUCAAUAUAGAAAAGGAGUGUCCAGUAUAUUUUCAGAUGUCGCUUGUCAUCGCAAAAUUCUGGAUCUCAAGGUGAAAUGUUCUUACAAUUGGUGUCCUUGGACCGGAGAACUUCGAGCUGUACAGGCACAUCAGUCAGAAUGCCAAUUCAAAGUGGUGGGGUGUCCAAAUGAAGGAUGUAAAGAGAAGCUCACCAGGCGAGAUAUGAACAAUCACAAGAUGACGGAAUGUGUCUGGAGGAAACAACAUCAGAACGUCUGUCAAAAGUUUCCGGUUCAAUGUACCAACAAUUGUGGUCUGAGUAAUAUUCUACGAGAAAAG
This is a messenger RNA of Pocillopora damicornis (cauliflower coral), 1069 nucleotides long. Its product is annotated as TNF receptor-associated factor 4. Gene Ontology annotation, cellular component: plasma membrane signaling receptor complex. Gene Ontology annotation, biological process: regulation of canonical NF-kappaB signal transduction. NCBI's taxonomy places the organism in Eukaryota, Metazoa, Cnidaria, Anthozoa, Scleractinia, Pocilloporidae. The record is from RefSeq and is a predicted model, not a curated record. Gene Ontology annotation, molecular function: tumor necrosis factor receptor binding; zinc ion binding; ubiquitin protein ligase binding.